This is a messenger RNA of Pongo pygmaeus (Bornean orangutan), 4895 nucleotides long. RefSeq names its product free fatty acid receptor 1 (gene FFAR1). The record is from RefSeq and is a predicted model, not a curated record. NCBI's taxonomy places the organism in Eukaryota, Metazoa, Chordata, Mammalia, Primates, Hominidae. Bases 3443 to 4345 code for a protein of 300 amino acids. Gene Ontology annotation, cellular component: plasma membrane. The transcript is spliced from 3 exons. Gene Ontology annotation, molecular function: bioactive lipid receptor activity. Gene Ontology annotation, biological process: positive regulation of cytosolic calcium ion concentration; response to fatty acid; G protein-coupled receptor signaling pathway.
CAGAAAACAAACCUCCAUCCUUUAUUUGCAUUUUUCGAAGAAUGUGAAAAGGGGAAGCCGAUUCAAAACAGCUCUUCCCAAAAGUGACACUACCCAGUUCUUGCACAACCCAUAGCUGCCAGAGAAAGUCUUGAAGACCAGCCACCCUGAGAAACCUCACAGCUUUUCUGUCAUUCGAGGUCCUCUGCACCCGUUCUCUAAUACUGUUCACUGAUUCAGACUUUCCAGUUAGGUGCCCCAGCUCCCCUCUCCGCUUCUCGGGUUUGAUCUUUCUCCACCCAUUCACCUGCUUCUGCAAAGGGGCUAAAGCCCAUUCUCCUCAGAGGGCAGGGGUGUGAUUAUCUGAUCAUCAAGGAGAUUGGCUCCUGGCACGUGGCAGGUGUCCCCAAACUGCCACCUUCCUUUCCCACCCUCCUUUCCCUCCCAUCUCUGCUCAGUACCUGGACGGUAACUCUAGGAAUUAUGGUUCAGGGAGGCCUUGAUCUCCCCAUCAAUCCACUUUGUCCCUGGUUUGAUUCUCGUGAGCACCAUUAACUUUUCUGGAGGAAGGUGAGGCUUUAAGAACUGUUUAAAGGCCAGGCAUGGUGGAUCACGCCUGUAAUCACAGCACUCUGGGAGGCCAAGGUGGGCAGAUCACCUGAGGUCAGGAGUUCAAGACCAGCCUAGCCAACAUGGCAAAAUCCUGUCUCUACCAAAAAUACAAAAAUUAGCUGGGCCUGGUGGUUCACACCUGUAAUCUCAGCUACUUGGGAGGCUGAGGCAGGAGAGUCGCUUGAACCUGGGAGGUGGAGGUAGUGGUGAGCCGAGAUCACGCCACUGCACUCCAGCCUGGGCAACAGAGUGAGACUCCGUCUCAAAACAACAACAACAAAAACUGUUUAAAUGAGACAGGGAGGGUGUUGGGGUGUCUGUGCCCAAAAUGAGGUCUGAUGUCAUUCAACCCUUUCUUCAUUCAUUCGGCACACAGAUACUGAGCACCUGGAAAUGCACCCAGUACAGAGCCAGUUGUUAGGACAAAAAAAGAUAAGGCAUAGGACCAACCUUGGGGAUCUCUAGUCUAGGGCUGCCAAGGGUUUUUAAGGCAAGAUCCCCUGGAGGGAGCUGAGGCAGUCUUAAGCCUGAAGGGCCUGGCUCAAGCUCCCUGGCAACCAUCGAGCGUCUUCCCCUUCCCACCCUGUCCCUCAGCACAGCUGCUGACAUAAACCUACUACAUGGCUGAUUGACCAUGAGAUGUGGCCAUCAAUAGACAUUGCUGAGGCGUGAAGAGCAGGUGAAGAGCAGGUGGCCAGGAAGCUGGGGGGCCAGGACUCCAGACGCAGGCCGCCUUCCACAACCCCAGCUCUCACAGUCCUCCCAGGGUCCAGACAAUGGAUCGUGCAUUUAGGUUCCCAAACACCUGCUGUGCAACCUGUAGUAGACAAAGCAGACCAAAGCCUUUGCCCUCAGGAGGCCGGCAUUCUAGCUCAGGAGCCAGCCAAGACGAUGUCGAUGUCGCACUGAAGAAAGACAACAGAAGUGAGAUUCACAGGAGGGAUCGGUGUGGCUGAGGCACCCGGGAAGGCCCUCGGAGGAGGUGACCUUGGGCAAAGAUCCAGACGCCAGGUGGGUGGGGCCAAAGCAGAGAAGAUCUGGAAAACCCAACGGCUCCCCGGGGCUUCGCUCUUGCUGUAGGAGGGGAAGCCGCAUUGCUGUGGAUUCUUCCUUCAUUCUGUCCAUUUCUCAGUUCCCAACAACACACUGAACAGUAGGAAGCCAGUUCUCCGCUCACAGUGGGCGCUGCACCCCAGGUGUGGCCCUCGAGAAAAAGGCAAGCAUGGACCAAUUUAGUGGCUCCGAGGUAUGAAAAGCAGUGAGAUGGUGUCUUUGAGGGAGUUAGUGAUAGGCUGAGACCCCCUUACUGUUCCCCCUGAAGCCUGGUGACCGGAGCUGCCAGGAGGCCACACAGAGAGAGGUUUAUGAUGGGGGACCUGGAAUUCAGAAGGGGCAGAGUGGUCAGGUGACCCACAUAUGCCUGAGAAAACUGAUGUGGAGAGGCUGUAUUGUCAUUUGGAGGUAGGAAACAGAGACAGACAGACAGACAGACAGACACGGGCACAGUGAGAGACAGACAGAAUCACACAGCAGAGCUGGCUUCUCACCGGCAGGCAUGGGCACACCUGAGAGAGCGUCCAGAGGGGUUAGAAAUCUUCCUUAGGUCCUCCUGGGAGGCUCAGGUGACCCCAGUGGGAAACAUGAAAGGCUGGGAGGAUUCCCAGGGCUGAGAGAAGGAAGCUACGCAGCCAGCCGGUGCCACAUUCCCUGUGCCUCAGGAAGUGCCCCCCAAUGUCCCCAGCCAUGCACCCUGGGGGGAGUCAGCUUGGACAUCUGUGCCACCCCUUGACAGGCAGAGUGAGGGCUACAACCUGGGUCUUCCAGUGCCAGGCAGCAGAGGCUGCCCCCGUCCCUUGCCUUCCUCCUCCCGCUCCUUCCUCCAGCCCUAGGAAGGUCGGAAGCUACCACCUUGGAGCUAGAGGGGAAGCAGAGGGAGAACAGAGGGUCCCUCCUCGCAAAAACUAAAACAAGCCCACAGCCUGUGCAGAACCACACCUGGGUGUGAUCACUCCUUACCCCACACACCCACUGCCACUUGGAGAUGGCUUCAUGGCUGCAGUCCCAGGGCACCCUGUGUUGUCAGGGGUGAGCCAGCGAGGCCCGGGGCCUGCCCAGGGGUGCAUCGAGGGUGGAGAAGACCUGGCCCCAGCGCAGGUAUGAACAGGCAGGAGGGCUAGGGAGGGAAUAGCUCUGGGUUGUGGCCGAGCCCCCGAGCCCUGCUCUUGAGAGGCACUGGCUACACACCUGGCCCCUACCCAGAUAGGACCCCGAUUCCUCCCUGGCCCCUCUGUGUUCCUGCAUCUUCCCAGCCCCUCACCUCCUCCGGUGUGGCCUCACCUCCAGUCAGGAUGCCCCAUUAGCUGCUCACCCAAGCUGCUAGAACCUCAGGCUAAUGGCCCUGCCACCUGCCCUCCUCCCCUUCCGGCUCACUGCCCAUUCCGGGCAUCCUCCGUCAGCCCGCUGAGGGGACUGCUGAGCCUCAGAGACAUCUGGCAGCACCGGAGAGUCUCAGAAAUCGAGAAGCCUUCUUCCUCUGGGACCUGCGCACCACAUCCUAUCUCCUGUGACACUGCAGGAGCUUCCCUGGUUUUAAGAGGUGAUAUGGUGGAGAGAAAGCACAGGUCUGGGGGCCACAGGUCCUGGCUUCUCAUCCAGGCUCCGCUGCUCCCUGACUGCUGCCUUUCUCUGUGGGCCUCCGUUUCCUCUGUGAUCCCACCAGGCGAAUUGUAAUCCUCCACACAGGGCUGGAACCCGCGACUGAUCUCAGGAACCCCUCCUCUCCGGGGCCCCAAGAUCUGAGGACAGGGAGCCAGUUGCACACAGGAGCCGUGCAGGCCAGGACGGCGGCCCCAUGGACCUGCCCCCGCAGCUCUCCUUCGGCCUCUAUGUGGCCGCCUUUGCGCUGGGCUUCCCGCUCAACGUCCUGGCCAUCCGAGGCGCGACGGCCCACGCCCGGCUCCGUCUCACCCCUAGCCUGGUUUACGCCCUGAACCUGGGCUGCUCCGACCUGCUGCUGACAGUCUCCCUGCCCCUGAAGGCGGUGGAGGCGCUAGCCUCGGGGGCCUGGCCUCUGCCGGCCUCGCUGUGCCCCGUCUUCGCGGUGGCCCACUUCUUUCCACUCUAUGCCGGCGGGGGCUUCCUGGCCGCCCUGAGUGCAGGCCGCUACCUGGGAGCAGCCUUCCCCUUGGGCUACCAAGCCUUCCGGAGGCCGUGCUAUUCCUGGGGGGUGUGCGCGGCCAUCUGGGCCCUCGUCCUGUGUCACCUGGGUCUGGUCUUUGUGUUGGAGGCUCCGGGAGGCUGGCUGGACCACAGCAACACUUCCCUGGGCAUCAACACACCGGUCAACGGCUCUCCGGUCUGCCUGGAGGCCUGGGACCCGGCCUCUGCCGGCCCGGCCCGCUUCAGCCUCUCUCUCCUGCUCUUUUUUCUGCCCUUGGCCAUCACAGCCUUCUGCUACGUGGGCUGCCUCCGGGCACUGGCCCACUCCGGCCUGACGCACAGGCGGAAGCUGAGGGCCGCCUGGGUGGCCGGCGGGGCCCUCCUCACGCUGCUGCUCUGCGUGGGACCCUACAACGCCUCCAACGUGGCCAACUUCCUGUACCCCAAUCUGGGAGGCUCCUGGCGGAAGCUGGGGCUCAUCACGGGUGCCUGGAGUGUGGUGCUUAAUCCGCUGGUGACCGGUUACUUGGGAAGGGGUCCUGGCCUGAAGACAGUGUGUGCGGCAAGAACGCAAGGGGGCAAGUCCCAGAAGUAACGCCAUUGCUCGGGGGAAGGAGCAUGGGGCAGGAGGGCCCGGCUGCUUCUCCAGGCCCCUGUGCGGGGCUGCUUCAGAGGAACUGCAGGGCAGCCUGGCCCGGAGGCCUCCGUGGAGCCACUCAAGCGGAGAGCGGUGCCUGCUGAGGGCAGCACCCCAGUCAAGAGAGGAGCACAGAGCCAGAGCAAGCUGGCAGGGGGAGGAACUGCCACUCCGGGGAUGCACUUGAGGACACGCUACUCUGAAAUCAGUUCCCAGGAGAGAACAUUUGAUUUCCGAGUACGAGAGGAGGCAGGAGGCAGGAUAAUGAUGCUGUUAUACCACGUGAAACUCGCAAGGGGGCAGCCUUGGAGCUUGGAACGGAGGCUGGCAGGAAAAGAUGCUUCAGCCGGGGAGGGAAAAUGCAAGGUUCCGCAGUGAUGCGCAAAGGCCACGCAGUUGACUCUUGAACAACGUGGGGAUGGGGUGCCGGAUCCCCACGCAGUGGAAAAUCUGUGCAUGACUUUGACUCCCCCAAAGUUCAACUACUAAUAGCCUACUGUUGACCAAA